Messenger RNA from Aureobasidium uvarum, 1335 nucleotides. NCBI's taxonomy places the organism in Eukaryota, Fungi, Ascomycota, Dothideomycetes, Dothideales, Saccotheciaceae. The record is from the annotation of a GenBank genome assembly.
AUGGCGUCGCACGAACAAUCCACAGAGAGCAUUCAGCUCCAGGAUCAACCAACACAAGUGACCAACGACAGCUCAGACACCCCGAGCGAGACUUUUGCUCUUCCACCUGUCGAUGGCGGUCGCGAUGCUUGGUUUUGUUUAUUCGGCUGCUUCAUCAUCGAGUCUCUAGUCUGGGGCUUCCCCGCCUCAUUCGGCAUCUUUCAAGAGUACUAUACUUCGCACGCCCCAUUCUCUGAGCACUCCUCGGGCAUCGCCGCCAUCGGAACCACCUCACUUGGAAUCAUCUAUCUCUCUGGACCUCUAAUGUUCGGUGGACUUGCAUACUGGCCACACCUCAGGAAGCGUGCGACAUAUGCAGGCUUGGCGUGCAUGACAAUCUCCCUGGUGGCCUCCUCUUUCGCGAACGCUGUCUGGCAGCUGCUUCUCACACAGGGUGUGUUGUAUGCCGUUGGCGGCUCGCUCCUCUACAGUCCCACGGUUACGUAUGUCGACGAGUGGUUUGUACGACGCAAGGGUUUGGCUUAUGGUGUCAUGUGGGCUGGCAGCGGGUUCGCUGGAGCAUCAAUCCCUUAUCUCAUGUCGUGGGUUCUGGAUCGCUGGUCAUUCCGCACAGCUCUCAGAAUGUGGGCAAUUGUACUGGUCCUGCUAGUCCUGCCUUUCCUACACUUCACGCGACCUCGCGUGCCGAUCAACUCGGCAUCAUCUGCUCCACGCCCUCGCUUCAACCUGUCCUUUCUCAAGUCGAGGUUGUUCAUCAUCUACAGCUUGGGCAACGGGAUUGAGGGACUGGGUUAUUUCUUGCCCAGUAUCUGGCUUCCUACCUAUGCGCGAUCCAUUGGCUCCUCCAACACUAUCGCAACUGCCACUCUGGCCUUGCUGAAUGCGUCGGGCGUGCUUGGCUGCAUCAUCCUGGGGUUGAUUAUCGAUAGGACGCACAUCACGACGGCCAUUCUCCUCUCCACAAUCGGCGCUUUGCUCUCAGUGUUCAUCUUCUGGGGACUCGCAUCGUCGACCGGAAUGCUUCUCGCCUUUGCAAUCACUUACGGCUUUUUCGCUGGCAGUUUCAGCACUACAUGGAGUGGCAUCAUCAAGGAAGUCAUGGCGUCGAAUGCAGAAACACAUCCCAGUCUCGUCUUUGGAUUCUUGGCUAUGGGAAGGGGAAUCGGCAGUAUUUGCUCUGGUCCCAUGAGUGACGCUCUGGUGCGCAUGACGUCUUCAAGCGGAAGACACACGCUGGGAUAUUCGUCCGACUAUAAUUUGCUCAUCAUCAUGACUGGUGUUACUGCCGCUGUUGGCGGUUUGAGUUGGGGUGCGCGAAGGUUGACGUUGGUCUGA